AUGAGGAAUUAUCUCCCAAAGAGGCAAAUCUGGCAGAAUAACAAAGCAUUAAGCAUUGUGGGUAAUAUUAAAUAUGGCGGAAAAUUUGAGAUAAAAUUUAGUGACUGGAUUUCAUCAAGCAAUCCACCAUCAUGUUUAAAAUACAAGAUGAUGAUGACAGUUUUGACUUGGAGGAUGAGGACUUCCUGGCUGCAGCUUUAGAAGUAGAGGCCUCUCAACCAAAGGUCACAAAGAAACGCUCAUCGUUUGAAAUUGGCUCUGUAGAAAAAUCAUCUCAUCACCCAGUUAAUCAUAGGAAAUCACCAGAAGUGUCAUCAGUUGAUCUGUCAUCUAGAAAUGUUAAAACCAAACACUUGUUAAUAUCACCAAGCAAGAAAUUCAAAUUUAAGUCUACAAAAGACAAUUUUCAUAAUGAGCUUCGUGAUUAUCCUGGGAAGUUCACAACAUCUAGUGAUAGCCAAGAAAGUAUUGUCAAAUCCUCUCAACUUAGUGAGGAAUUUCCAAUGGAUCAACCCACGAGGGUUCAAAUCUCAGCACAAAAGGUUGCAUCAUUUCUCAAAGAUGAUUCUCCUAGUAAUAGAAAUAUCAGCAAAAAUCAACAAGAAUCUGAGUCUAGUCCUACCGUGUCACCUAUAUCAAAUAAGAUCCAGAAUUAUCCUUCUGUGAUUGACUUUAACUCAGAUACAUCUAAUCAAAACUCUAUGGAGUCAAUUUCACCAGAACUUCCAGUCAGUUCGAUACCAUCCUCAAACAGCCCAGACUUUGAGCUAGAUAUAGAUGUCGCAGCAGUUUGUCAUAAGUCCGGAAAACAGCAAAGCAAUAUAUUAGAUGCAAUAAAACCAACAGAUGUUUUGACAUCAAGUGCGAUUUUUAAAAUCAGUCAGGAUAGCUAUGAUUCUGAUUUAGAUUUAAGUUUUGGUGAAUCUCCUUUAGGAAAGAACACUCUUAAUGGAGCAUCAAGAUUAAGUUCAAUUCCGGUACAAAAAGCAUUGUCUAGGGAAAUAUUUAAGGCACCUCAGAUUGAGACCAAUAGCAAUGAAGGUAGAGAAAAUCAGUUUACACCAACAACUCUCCAACAUAAUUUUAGUUCGAAUGCAAAAAACAUUAUGAGGUCCGCCAAUAGAAUACCAUUGGCAAUCAACACUGAACAAAGACCAGCUCAAGUCACACCUCAAAGAGAACUCUCGACUCAAAGACAAACAGAGCCUGCCACAAGUAUUCAACCAUCAUUUGAUAUACAUUCAACUGCUGAUGUAAAUAAAUCCAGUUUCUCUGCAGUAAACAAUACAAAUUCUCCUGCAAAUAAUAAAGUGACAAACAAGGAACAGCAUAAAAAGACCUAUUGUUUCAAAAAUUCAACAAGAACUCCAAUUAAAGCAUCUCAACCAUCAAUGCCAGCAAGGUCUAACAUCUCUACAAACUCUCCCAGUGUGUUGGGUCAGGCACCCCAGAGAGUAAGGGUACCUGUGACCACUAGUCCAGCAAGACAGCCAGCACAACGUGUUGUUACUCCCAUCUCAACUAAACAUGGGCCCCGCAGAAUAAAAAGGAAAUUUCCAGGUCCAGCAGGGAUUCUUCCAAAAUUGGCAGAAAAUACUGGGUUUGAUUCUGUUGUGAUUCCCAGUGAGGAUAGAGUUUCACCAGAUAAGAAUACCCCAGUGUUAAGCCAGCUGAGCCAGUCCAGUGAGGAUCAUUUUGGACAUGGAGCCUGGACUGCAAUGACAGCAGAACUGGGCCAUGACUCUGAAACAAUUCUAACCAAUCACAACAUUGCAACAGUGCUCAGGAAGGCUAGCAAGAAGCUUCUACCCAGGGGAAAGGUGCCAUUACUGUGUGCUCUCAUCGACAAUGUGGAGAUUUUACCAAAUGAUGCCAGUGUCAUUUUAAAAGAUCCAACAGGUAAAAUCAAGGGAACUAUCCACAGAGAUGUUAUAAGGGACUACCAGCCUCAAUUACAAGCUGGCACAGUGCUCAUCUUGAGACAGGCUGGUGUCUUCAGUCCAUCUGGAAAAGCCCAUUAUCUCAAUAUAACCCCCAACAACCUGGUACGCAUGUAUUCUAAACUCUCAGAUGGGGAAAUAAAUUGUGCAAGUAUAAGUGAAUUGAACAUUGCAGACUUGGAGAAAAUGUCUGAGAAUGUUCCAGAGAGCCCUAUGCCUAUACAUUCCCCAAUGAUUGGGACAGGUGGACUAAGCUUACAAAAUUCCCCACAAUUAGGAGGUACAGUCGGUACACAUUCGCACAGCACCCCCUUAUUUAAUACAACGCCAUAUCAGAUCCCAAUUCCUCGUUUACAAAAUACCCCACAGCGUGCAAUAAAACCCCUUGGAUAUACUUCAAAACAGAACAGUUCUCAAGCAAUGAGGCCUCCAGUAUGUAUUACACCAGCUAGACAUACUGUCCAAAAUAGAAGCAUGGAAUGUGGUUCCACAACCCCUUUACAGGGUAACAUUGUACAACGUUCUCAAAGGAUUAAUGGAGCUACCCCAAAUAUUCAACAAGUUUCAUAUACACCAAGUACAAACACUGCAACUGCAAGGAGGGUUAACCCAACAAUGCUUACACCAUCCACCAGCAAUAUCACAACCCCCAAGCAACGAUUCAAUUUUAAGCCAGUUGUGGUCCCCUCUCCAUUACGCUUCAAUAACCCAGGACAGUCUGCGAACGAUCCAGGCAGCAUCAGAGCCCCUCUGUUUGAGAUGAAGGAAAACACACCAGUUGCCAUGGUGACAGACACAAGACAAGCUGAUGUCUGGGAUGACAGUAACAUAGAUGACGCUGUAUUGGCCAGUUUAGAAGAGGAAUUUUAGUCUGCUAGACUCAGAGCAUGUUGCUGAAAUUUAGUGUAUUACACAUUACACAGGGUGCUACAUACAGGAGAGGCCCAAACCCUGUUAUUAUCAUAUUACCGAAAUUCAAGGCCUGAUGCGUUUUCUCACCACAUAUAGGGAAGUAACAUUCAGUUUGUUCUGAGCUUUUCUUAAAGCCAUAUGCCACACAGUUAUAACCUGAACAGUAUUAAGCUGCAUGCUAUGUGUAGACUAUAUAUUUACAUAUGCAGAGAAACAGUUGAACACAAUGCGGAGUGGAUUAUCGGGCAUCAGGAAUGGAGAUUUCCUAUAUAAUACAAAAUAUGCCAUCCACCUUAUGAUUGGCUUAUUGAAAUAUGUUGAACGUAAUAGAUUACAUACACUGAUAUAAAGUCAUAGAUUUACAAUCAUGAUAGUUUAGUAAAUACUGUACUCCUGUUAAUUUUUGCAUGCAGUUAUAUUUCGUGAGUUUUGGAAAAUUCGUGAAAUA
Messenger RNA from Owenia fusiformis, 3300 nucleotides. NCBI's taxonomy places the organism in Eukaryota, Metazoa, Annelida, Polychaeta, Sabellida, Oweniidae. The record is from the annotation of a GenBank genome assembly.